CACCUGGCCGGCUGGCCCCCUAGGAGCGCCCCCUUCCCGGGCUGCGCGACUCCAGACGCGCGGGGGAGGAGGAGGGCCGCGGAGGGGCUCGCGGGCCGGCCACGCGCUCCCAACUUGCCGGGGAAGUCGCGGGAGGGCGGGGCCGGGCCGGCCGCGGCGGGAGGAGGGGCGGCCGCAGCUGCAUCCAGCCCCUCUGGCUUCCUUCCCAGCCCUCCUUCCCUCCUUCCCGCCUCCUCCUCUUCCUCCUGUAUGAGUCAGGCAUUUCCCGGGGAUUCGGAGCAGCCACGCGCGGCCCGGGCGCCCGGAGCUGUAGCAGAAGCAGCCGCCGCCGCCGCCGCCGCGCCGGGGCCGUCACCGCGGCGGGCACCCGCGUCCCGGGCGCGCACGGACCAUGGAGAGGGCGGCCCAGGGCGCAGACAGCGGCGGGGGCAGCAAUUGCAGCAGCCGCAGCAGCAGCCGCGCCACCUCGGCGGGCUCCUCGCCCUCCUGCUCCCUGGCGGGCCGGGGGGUCUCGGGCCGGUCGGCGACGGCCGCGCUGGGCGGCGGGGGCAGCCGCAGCAGCCCGGGCUCGGUGGCCGCUAGCCCGUCCGGGAGUGGCGGCCGCAGGAGAGAGCCGGCGCUCGAGGGCGUGCUCAGCAAAUACACCAACCUCCUCCAGGGCUGGCAGAACAGGUACUUUGUGCUGGAUUUUGAGACGGGCAUCCUGCAGUAUUUUGUGAACGAGCAGAGCAAACACCAGAAGCCACGAGGAGCCCUUUCUUUGUCCGGAGCCAUCGUGUCCCUGAGUGACGAAGCUCCUCACAUGUUGGUGGUGUACGCCGCCAGCGGAGAGGUGUACAAGCUGAGAGCUGCUGAUGCAAAAGAGAAGCAGUUUUGGGUGACACAGCUUCGAGCUUGUGCUAAACACCACAUGGAAACGAAUUCGAAGAGCACUCCAAGCUCCCGAAGCCGAAGUCUCACUUUGCUCCCCCAUGGAACACCCAAUUCUGCGUCUCCUUGUAGCCAGAGACACCUCAGUGCGGGGGCCCCCGGUGUUGUCACAAUCACGCAUCACAAGUCGCCUGCAGCUGCCCGAAGAGCCAAGAGUCAGUAUUCCGGCCAGCUUCAUGAAGUCAGAGAGAUGAUGAGCCAGGUGGAAGGGCAGCAGAAGACCCUUGUGCAUGCCAUCGAGUCCCUGCCGGGCUCCGGCCCCCUCACUGCCUUGGACCAGGACCUGCUGCUCCUGAAAGCUACCUCCGCUGCCACCCUCAGCUGCCUUGGGGAGUGCCUCAGCCUGCUGCAGCAGAGCGUGCGCCAGGCGGGCCCUCCCAGCCAUAAGCCAGGGGCUUCAGAAAACAUCCUGGGAUGGCAUGGGCCCAAGUCACAUUCUGCGGAACAGCUGAAAAAUGGGACCCUUGGCUCUUUGCCAUCAGCCAGUGCCAACAUAACCUGGGCAAUUUUACCAAACUCUGCCGAAGAGGAGCAGACCUCAGAGCCAGAGCCAAAUUCAGGCCCUGAAUUGGUUUUGUCCGAAGAUGAAAAAAGUGACAAUGAAGAUUCGGAAGAGACAGAAUUGGGUGUCCUGGAGGAUCAGCGUAGUGUAAUUCUUCAUCUCAUCUCACAACUCAAACUUGGAAUGGAUCUGACCAAGGUGGUGCUCCCCACGUUCAUUCUGGAGAAGCGAUCCUUGCUGGAGAUGUAUGCAGACUUUAUGGCACACCCUGACCUGUUGCUGGCUGUCGCUGCUGGGGCCACACCAGAGGAGAGGGUCAUUGGCUUCGUGGAGUAUUACCUCACGGCCUUCCAUGAGGGUCGCAAGGGGGCCUUGGCCAAGAAGCCCUACAACCCCAUCAUAGGCGAGACGUUUCACUGCUCCUGGGACGUUCCCAGGGACAGGGUCAAGCCAAAGAGGACUGCUCCCCCCUCUCCUAGCAGCUGUCACACACUCCCCAUGGCCGAUGACCCUUCCAAAAGCUACAAAUUAAGGUUUGUGGCUGAGCAAGUUUCCCAUCACCCACCCAUUUCCUGCUUCUACUGUGAGUGCAAGGAGAAGAAACUGUGCAUCAAUACUCAUGUAUGGACCAAAAGCAAGUUCAUGGGCAUGUCCGUGGGCGUCUCUAUGAUUGGGGAAGGUGUGCUGAGUCUUCUGGAGCACGGGGAGGAGUACGUCUUCACCCUGCCCAGUGCCUACGCCCGCUCCAUCCUCACCAUCCCCUGGGUGGAGCUCGGAGGGAAGGUGAGCAUCAGCUGCGCCAAGACCGGCUACUCAGCCACCGUGACGUUCCACACCAAGCCCUUCUACGGCGGCAAGGUCCACAGGGUCACGGCAGAAGUGAAGCACAACCCAACCAACACCAUCGUCUGUAAGGCCCACGGGGAGUGGAAUGGCACUUUGGAGUUCACCUACAGCAACGGGGAGACCAAAGUCAUCGACACAACUGCCCUGCCCGUGUACCCCAAGAAGAUCAGGCCUCUCGAGAAGCAGGGACCCAUGGAGUCCAGGAACCUCUGGCAGGAGGUUACCCGAAACCUGCGACUAGGGGACAUUGAGGCUGCCACAGAGCAGAAACGGCGACUGGAGGAGAAGCAGCGUGCGGAGGAGCGGAAGCGGGAGACCCUCCGGGUGCCCUGGCAACCCAGAUACUUCACCCAGGAGGGUGAUGGCUGGGUUUACUUCAAUCCCCUCUGGAAGGCACACUGAUGGGGUGCGGUGCACAGCUUCCCUUACACAGCCCUGUUUUUGUAGAAAUUAAAGUGGUACAGUACCGAGAUUCUGUUGGCUUUCACUGAGACCUCUUGUUAGCAUCCAAGAAACGGUAACAGAAAAAAAUGGUAUACUGUGAAAAAGGCACCCCCCUACUCUGCUAGAGGAUUGAAUUUAUUCAAGAGCCAUUUGGGGCGUGUGCACGCUGUUCACACACAUGCUGUGUACACACCUCCUGAGUACUGCUACACAUGUGAAAUCUGUACUCCCCAAUGUUUAAGUGGGUAAUCAUGGGCCCCUUUUUAUCAGUGAAGUUUGAAGUUUUCUAUUUUUCACUUUGCCAAAAAACCUUUUGCAAUUACACAGAUGUUUUCACUUAGCUAUCACAGUGCAGGCUGAGCUGGCCCGGCCCAGUUCAGGUCCCUCUAGGAUAAAGUGGUGCGGUCUUGGCAGAAGGGUGGUGGCUAUCAUGUCAUGACUAUUGUGAUUUUCACCCCUCUCCACACCCAGGAGAAGGGCUCCUUCCUGUGGAUGAGGUGAGCAGAAAGCUGUUGAAGUUGGAUGCUGGAGCCCUCCACAGUGGUGGCCAGGCCCCAUCAAGGAGUUUCUCCCUAUCUUUCUGACAGUUUCUCUGCUCAAACCAUGAAUCAUACAUCCUUCAGAAGCUUUCCUUUCCUUCCUGUAUGGCAGAAACACCUCACACGGAGACUUCACUACUUUUAUGAUGAAAAAAGGGCUUCAGAAGUUAAAUAAGCAUGUACAAUCAUUGCCUCAACCUUGUAUUUUUUUUGAGGAAAGAGAAGAGGAUUUAUGGUGGAGUUUUCUUAAGUGCAUCUGUUGGUUUGAUCAAAUUCUUCAAGGAAGCCAGUGUGGCUAAAACGUGCAUAAACCUCAAGUGUCCCAUGGCCUCAGCUGAAUCUCAGUCUCAGCUUUACAAAUGAGACCACAGACACGGCCCAAACAAAAAGCAAGGAAAAGUGAUUUGAGUUUUUACUCAGUGCUUAUUCUAUUUCUACUGUGCCAUUCCAGUGAUAUUUAUAAAGUCCAGUAGCAUGACUGCUUCUCUGUAGUAAUACUAAUU
Messenger RNA from Castor canadensis (American beaver), 3764 nucleotides. RefSeq names its product oxysterol binding protein like 10 (gene Osbpl10). The record is from RefSeq and is a predicted model, not a curated record. Gene Ontology annotation, molecular function: cholesterol binding. Lineage: Eukaryota; Metazoa; Chordata; Mammalia; Rodentia; Castoridae. Gene Ontology annotation, cellular component: cytosol; membrane.